Trichomonas vaginalis G3 is the source of this 1014-nucleotide messenger RNA. Its product is annotated as lipoate-protein ligase protein. Gene Ontology annotation, molecular function: lipoate-protein ligase activity; lipoyltransferase activity. Gene Ontology annotation, biological process: protein lipoylation. The transcript has a single exon. The record is from RefSeq and is a predicted model, not a curated record. The coding region runs from base 1 to 1014 and encodes 337 amino acids. Gene Ontology annotation, cellular component: cytoplasm. Lineage: Eukaryota; Parabasalia; Trichomonadida; Trichomonadidae.
AUGCUCACUACACUUGGAAAAUGGACUAGGUCUCACAAAAUCAUCAUAACAUCAUCAACAAAUCCUCAUCUAAACCUAGCAAAAGAAUUAAGUCUCCUCUACAUGCCGAAAUCCGAUGAAAAUAUCUUAUAUCUUUGGAGAAAUGCUCCAACAGUUGUAAUUGGUAAGCAUCAGAAUCCAUAUAAAGAAUGUAAUCUCGAGUUUAUGAAGAAAGAACAUAUUACUCUCGCCAGAAGACCAACAGGUGGUGGAGCAGUAUAUCAAGAUUUAGGAAAUACAUGUUGGACAUUCUUAUCACCCAAAUUUACUCCUCAGCACAAUACAGGAGUUAUUGUAUCAGCACUUAAGCAACUUGGAAUUGAUUCUUACGGAACAGGAAGAAAUGACGUUGAAGUUGAUGGUAAAAAGAUAUCAGGAGCUGCUUUUAGAAAAGCUGAACAUCGCUCUAUACAUCACGGAACAAUGCUCUUUAAUGUGAACAUGGCAAACCUCUCCAAAGUUUUAACUGUCGACCAAUCAAAGUUACAGGCGAAAGGUGUUGAUUCUGUAAGAUCCCGCGUAAUGAAUUUGGUUGAGAUUAAGCCAGACAUAAACCAUGAAAUGUUUUGCGAUGCAAUGAUCAAAGAAUACCAGAAAAUCUUGGGAAAUUGCGAAAUUAUUCAUUCAUCAGCUGAAGAUUUUCUCCAAAAUGAAGAUGUAAAAAAGAGAUAUGAACUAUUGUCAAGUCAUAAAUGGCUUUUUGGCCAGUGUUCAUCAGCAAAAGUUUCAUUUUCAAAAAGAUUCGAUUUUGGUUUGUUUGAUGUAACAGUAAUUAUCAAUAAUGGUGAAAUACAAGAUAUAAAGGUCAAUAGUGACUGCUUGGUUAAUGAAAUCACAGAAGAUUUUCAAAUGAAAUUAUUAAAAUGCAUCAAGUCAAAAUCAGUUGAGCCACUUUCGGAAUAUGGCCAAUUAAACAAAGAAAUGGUAGAAACUUUGUUCAAAUGGGCACAAAAAGAAUUAGGAAAAUAUUUUUAA